Molecule: messenger RNA, 1056 nt
Organism: Talaromyces rugulosus
Lineage: Eukaryota; Fungi; Ascomycota; Eurotiomycetes; Eurotiales; Trichocomaceae
Exons: 3
Coding region: 1-1056 (351 amino acids)
Biological process (GO): mannosyl-inositol phosphorylceramide biosynthetic process
Molecular function (GO): mannosyltransferase activity
Source: RefSeq, a predicted model, not a curated record
AUGGCCUGCUCGUGGACCAAACUGCUCCUUUUCUCGUGCACGCUGCUCUUCCUGUCCCAGCGAUGGUGGCUUCCUCUACUCGGUCUGUUCAUCAAUCUGGCCUCCCUCCCCGGCCGCUGGCAUCGCAGCGCUUCUCAAUCCUACAUCUCGCACGAGCAGGACAACUUUGACGUGACCUUUGCCAGCUACGGGGCUAACCAGACCACUGCUGGGCCGCAGUACGAAGACCUUGUCCCACCGAUUCUGCAUCAUAUCAGUCUAGGUCCAAACCCGCCGCGCGAAGAGUGGGUUGCGGCACGGGCUGAGUGUAUCAAGUACCACGGGCACUGGAAGGCGUUUCUCUGGGAAGAUGGGAAUGCGGAGGAGUUUGUUGCUAGCGAGUUUCCACACUUGAAGCAUGUGUGGGAUAGCUAUCGGUAUCCGGUGGAAAGGGUUGACGCGUUGCGGUAUAUGGUGCUGCAUAAACACGGCGGCGUCGUUCUCGACUUUGAUCUCACAUGUAAACGGAGUCUGGGACCCCUGAGACGAUUCGACUUUGUCGCCCCGGCCGCUCAUCCUACGGGCUUCUCUGUUGGCUUCAUGAUGGCCAGCCCGGAAAACUCGUUUGUGCGCUCUCUUGUCGAUAACCUCGCUGCUUAUAACCGGUCGUGGUUCUUUCUUCCGUAUGUGACUGUCAUGUUCAGCACCGGCUGUCACUAUGCUUCCACGAUAUUCACCCUCCAACAAUCCCGCACUGCAAUCCGCAUACUCGGCGGCAUAGAGAACAACCGCCGACUACACAUGCUCAACGGCUUCGUCGACACCCCGCUGUUUCGGCACCUGGGCUCGUCGUCCUGGCACAGUUCCGACGCAUUUUUGAUUAAUUCACUGGGACAUCCGCGCAAGGGCCCGAUAAUUGUUCUGGUUGUUGUCGUCUCGUUUUUGACGGGGUCGUUGCUGGCGAUCUGUUUCGCUUGCCGCCAUCAUCGGAAACGUUGCAGUAAUCAUCCUUCCCGAAAGAGGAAAUUUUGGAGUGGGCAUGUUGAGGAUGAUGUGGAUUCCAUCAAGGAGGCGUGA